AUGGUGUUGGGAAUGAUAAAUGAGAUUCAACAAUAUCUCGAUGCAAGGUAUAUUGGCCCUCCAGAAGCUGCUUGGCGAAUAUUUGGUCAUCCUUUGCAUGCAGAGAUGCCAACAGUUGUACGAUUGGCACUGCAUUUACCUGGAAUGCAUCGCGUUGUUUUUAACCCAGAAGAAUCAUUAGAAACGAUUCAAUCUAGAGUUGGUCAACAAAUGUCAACUCUUACUGGCUUCUUUGCAUAUUGUGCUGGCAGUGAAGAUGAAUGUCCAUUCACUUAUCAAGAAUUUCCACAACAUUAUGUUUGGCUCAAGUCUGAAAAGAGAUGGAAAUCAAGAGAAAGAGGAUAUGCAAUUGGUAGAAUGUAUUUUGCUAGCCCUAAUUGUGGUGAAAGAUUUUAUCUACGUUUUUUACUAACCGUUGUUAAAGGACCAAAGUCGUUUCAGUCUUUACGCACGGUCGAUAAUGUUGUGCAUGAUACAUUUAAAUUAGCAUGUGUUGCAAGGGGGCUUUUAGAAGAUGAUGAAGAAUGGAUACAAUGCUUGAAAGAGGCUGUAGUUAUGAAAACUGGAUAUCAAUUGAGGAGAUUGUUUAGUAUUAUUCUUACCCAGUGCUCUCCACUAAAUCCAUGUGCAUUAUGGAAUCAAUUCUCAACGCAUAUAUGUGAUGAUCUUGCACAUAAGAUUCGUACAUUGUUUGCCAUUUCUAACCCAACUGAGGCUCAAAUUAAAGAUUAUGGUCUCCAUCUUUUGAAUCAAAUGCUUCAUGAAUCAGGCAAAAGUUUAAUUGACUUCCCACCCAUGCCACAACCUACCGCAAAUUGGAGUGCAGUAGUUGGUAAUCGAUUGAUAUUCGAACAUCGACAAUUGCAGAGUGAGGCACAACAGACAGAUCCACAAAUUUCCAUUGAUUGUCUCAACAAUGGACAGCGGAAUGCUUAUAACACAAUCACUUCUUCAGUUUUUCAAAAUAAAGGAGUUGUUUUCUUUCUGAAUGGGGGUGCUGGAACAGGGAAAACAUUUUUGUACAAUACGAUAGCAUUAAAAUGUCGCAACCUUGGGCAUAUCGUUAUUACUGUGGCUUCAUCUGGAAUUGCAUCAUUGUUACUGGUCAGAGGUCGCACUGCACAUUCAACAUUUUCCAUCCCAUUAGAUGUGUUGGAAAAUUCAAAUUGUGGGCUUAGUAAACAAUCAUUACAAGCUGAGUUAUUUAGAGAAACAAAACUCAUAAUUUGGGAUGAAGUUCCGAUGCAACAUAGAUAUUGUGUUGAGGCGGUUGAUCGUACAUUGAGGGAUAUUUGUGAUAGUGACAAGCCAUUUGGGGGUAUUACUGUUGUUCUUGGUGGAGACUUUCGACAAAUCUUACCAGUUAUACCCAAAGGAGUUCGUGAGCAAAUUGUGAAUGCAUCAUUAAGACACUCUGUUCUAUGGAAGCAUAUACAUAUCUUAACUUUGGAUUUGAAUAUGCGCUUGAAUCAUGAAGACCGUGAAAAUGCUAAUUUUGCAAAUUUCUUGAUGGAGAUUGGGACCAUUCCUCAAGAAAUCGUUAACCUUCCAUCAACAAUACACAAAUGUCAAGAUUUGAAUGAAUUAAUCUCUACAGUUUACCCACGAUUGAACAUAAUAGAGACGUCAACCCCAACAUUUUUAACUGAACGCACAAUUCUGUCUGCGCGUAACGAUGAUGUCAGUGACAUCAAUACUACUGCAUUGAAUAUCUUUCCAGGGAGAUUACAUACUUAUCUUGCAGCAGAUAAAAUGUCUGGAGAUAAUGAAGUCGAUCCUACUAUUACAAAUAGAUAUCCUAAUGAAUAUUUAAAUUCAUUGGAUCCUCCUGGGUUGCCAACUUUUAAGUUAGAGUUGAAGGUGGGUUGUCCUAUAAUAUUGUUGAGAAACAUUGCACCGAAAGAUGGACUAUGUAAUGGUACAAGAUUGAUGGUUACUAGGUGCGACACUCGCAUAAUUGAAGCUCAAAUUUUAACUGGAGAAAAGUUUGACAAUUUGGCAUUCAUACCAAGGAUAUCUUUGGCACCAUCUUCUUCAGAAAUGCCUUUCCAAAUGACAAGACGUCAAUUUCCAAUCCGAUUGGCAUAUGCCUUGACCAUUAAUAAAUCUCAAGGACAAUCUGUGAAAUUUGUUGGGGUUGAUUUGCGCAUACCAGUGUUUAGCCAUGGGCAAUUAUAUGUGGCAUUGUCCAGAUGUACAUCAUUUGAUCGUAUAAGUAUUCUGCUCCCUAAAGAUUGUUUGGAUUCUACUACAAAUAUUGUUUAUCCUGAAGUGUUGUUGUAG
Diospyros lotus (date-plum) is the source of this 2283-nucleotide messenger RNA. RefSeq lists its product as uncharacterized. Gene Ontology annotation, biological process: DNA repair; telomere maintenance. Gene Ontology annotation, molecular function: DNA helicase activity. Bases 1 to 2283 code for a protein of 760 amino acids. The transcript is spliced from 2 exons. The record is from RefSeq and is a predicted model, not a curated record. NCBI's taxonomy places the organism in Eukaryota, Viridiplantae, Streptophyta, Magnoliopsida, Ericales, Ebenaceae.